AUGAACGGCCUGGUUGAUGAUGCAGCUCUCCGAGUGUUGAGGAAGCUGGGAGAAAGUUCGCUGACGUGUGGCCAGCUUCGGCGGCUCUUCGGCAUCCUCUGCCCACAGGUUUCCCUUGAGGAUUUCCGGCUUCUGUUGCAAUGCGCAGGCCAAUCCACGGAGGAGUGGACGACAGUUGAUGUUCCGGACUUGUGUGGCUUUCUCUUCGACACGAGCCUGGCACACCAAAGCCGAGCAGUGAGUGUUGCCCAUCUUUGCCAGAGCCUGCUGCCCGCUGUGGAAGCUGCCGGCCUGAGCCGCGAAAGCAAAGUCUACGAGAUCGAGCCUGCCGUCAUUCGCCCCAAGGGACUUCGCGUGCGAUGUCUGCGUGACAACAGGAUGGGUGCGGCCUACGUGGACAGUAUUUUCGGCGCUGCCAAUGCUGGGCCAGCUUCUUUCAUGCUGAGCUACACUUGGGGCUAUCAGAUCGGCGACAUCAGCGAGACCCUGAGUGAGUUCUGCAGCUCCCGGGGCCUGCAGCUCGUGACGUAUGUCUGGAUUUGCUGUUUGUGUAUCAACCAGCACCGCGUGAAGGAGGCGCAGAGCGCCGGCGCCGUGGUCGCCUUCGAGGACUUCGAGCGCGCCUUCGGCGAGCGGGUCAGCAGCAUUGGCCACGUGAUUGCAAUGAUGUCUCCGUGGGAUGAGCCGCUCUACAUCUCGCGCGUUUGGUGUGACUUCGAGAUGUUCACUGCCAUCCAUGUGGCGCAGAGUCAGGUCACCGUGGUCAUGCCACCCAGGGAGGCGCAGGGCCUGCGAAAGGAGCUCACACAUGGCCGAGGCAUCGGCGCCGUGUGGAACACGCUCUCGAGCCUCGAUGUUGAGUGCGCCCAAGCUUCCGUGUCGCGGGAUCGCGAUCUCAUUCUUCAGCUCAUCCAGCAUGGCCCUGGCUUCCAUCAGCUCAACAUGGUUAUCGGGGAGCACCUGAAAGACUGGAUCUUGAGAUCCUGCGAAGGCCACCUGCUGCAGAGCCUGGAGCAGGGAGACUAUGAUUCCGCGGAGGCUGCAGGGAAUCUCUGCAACGAGGUGGGCAGCUUGCUGUCCGUGAUGGGCUGCCUGGGCCGCGCCGAGCACGUGCUGAAGCAGGGCAUCAGGCUGCAAGAAGAGGCUGGGGCGCUCGACAGCCCUGGCGGCGCUGAGCUGCAGUCCAGCCUUGGAGAGGUCUAUGAGAAGCAAGGAGAUCUCGAGACGGCAUCCGAGCUCUACGAGCGCGCCUGGGCCGCGUUUCAGUCCUCGGACUCGGCGUCGCGUGCGCCGCCGAGCGCGGCGGUGCUGCUGCGGCGCCGGGGCCGGCUGCGGGGGCUGCGGGGCGACGCCGCGGGGAAGCUGCGGCUCUACGCGGAGGCCCGGGAGGCGCUGGCGGCGGCGGAGGCCCUGGAGACCUCCGAAGGUGCCAUGCUGCUUUCCAGUCUGGGUGCAGCCAAGCGGCAAGAAGGAGACCUAGAGGCAGCGUUGGAGGCUUACGAGGCAGCGCUGAAGAUCCAUGAGACGCUGCGGACGUUGGAGACGCCAGAGGGGGCCACGCUAUUGUCCAACAUUGGCGUGGCCAGGCUGCGCCAGAGGAAAAAGAAGAAGGCCACCGAGGCCUUCAAUCGAGCAUUGAAGAUCCGCGAGAAGACUGGCACCCUGGAGACCUCUGCCGGGGCCACUCUUCUCACAAAUAUUGCUGAUGUCAAGGCAUUGCUGAAUGACACGGAGGCAGAGCUUCAGCUGUAUUUACAGGCGAAGGACAUCAGGCAGAGAAUCGGCACGCUGAACUCCUCCGCGGGCGCGGUGUUGCUGUCGCAUCUCGCGGGCAUCUUCGCCAAGAGGGGGGAGACUUCCACGGCCUUGGAGUGGCUGCAGCGCUCACGAGAGGCCAGGGAGCAGUCAGGCACGCUGGACACGGACGCGGGGGCGAAGCUGCUGGCGAAGACGGGGGAGCUGCUGUCGCUGGGCUCCUGGGCUGAGGCCUGCGCGGUCUGGGAGGAGGCGCUGCGGAUCCGCCGGGCCACCGAGACGCUCACUUGUGAUGCAGGAGUGAAGCUGCUGUCGCUGCUUGCUGGUGGCCGCGCGCAGCUGGGAGACUCCCAGGGCGCCCUCGAGGCGUUGCGGAGCCUGGGAGCUGUGCCCUGCACAGCUGUGGCCAGGCCUGGGAGCUGGCGAAGCAAGUUUGCCAAGCGCAGGGGGACUGGGACAUGA
Messenger RNA from Effrenium voratum, 2217 nucleotides. The record is from the annotation of a GenBank genome assembly. Lineage: Eukaryota; Dinophyceae; Suessiales; Symbiodiniaceae.